AUGCCCUCCAAAAGAAGCAAGUCCAAAAUAUCUUUCAAAUUAUUUUCAGCAAAUAAUUAUUCGCGGUUUGCGAGCAGAUUCCCAUUCUUGAAACAACGACAGAUCAAGACAAAACUUUUUCAGUCAUGGAGGAAGUUUAAGUUCAGUCCCGAAACCACGACGAACAAAGGAGGGAUCCAGAAACUAAAAUGUGUGAAUGAAAUUGUCGCUAAUGGAGGUGAGGUUGUUUAAAUUUUUGUCUUUCAAUGAGGUAAAAUAACGAGGAAGCUAGAUAUAAAAUUAACGAAGUUUUGAAUGCCCUCGUUCUAAAUUUGUUCACGAUUAUCAUAUUAAUUAGACAGUCCAUUGGGAGAAGCCAAACGUUACUUGUUUUUUAAUUAAUGACAGCUUAAAAACUUGGAAGAGUGGAAAGUCUUUCCGAUUUACUAUUUGUGAAGCAAGUUUUACAGUCCGUUGAGAGCAAAAAAAAGAUAGAAACAAAAAAUUGAUGGUUUGAUUUCCUUCACAGAUCAUGGUGAAUUAUUCUAGAGCAAAAACAGAAUAGUAAAUUGUCCUCUCAGAUUUUAAAACACUAUUCAACAAUGGAGAAAGAUUUUUGUCUCUCUAUUGCAUAAAUACGGCUGAAACCUGUGAAGGUUGCGGUUAGCUACAAUUUGAGAAACGUGAAAAAGUUUUUCAGCUGCCAUUAGAAAAAUACUACUAACUUUUGGUACGAACAAAAACAGCAGCAUUAGUCCUCUCCAAACCAAUUGAAAGACUGCUGACUGCUGAGGGAUAAAUGCAUGUUUUAUGUUAUAAAUGUCACGUUGGGAAUUAAAGAACUGUUGAUUUUAAGCCGAGAGUGGCCCGCCAAAGAAAGGAGAGGAAGAUGUCGCGGAGAAGAAACCUGAGCGUUCACCCAUUAAUAAAUAUUCAGUCAAACAGCGUUAUCUUCAAGAUGACUGUGCUAAAAGGAAAAGUAUCGGAACAACAAAUGAAGAGGAUGACAUAUCCCCACUGCGCAGAGCUUCUAGGAGUUUGAAAAUGACCGACAACACACUUCUCGCAAAACGAAAACAAAACGAGUUCAUCGAUCUAUUUGAGGAGAUAAACGCAGAAACGUUGUUGAUCGAACCAGUUGAUAUCAGCAAUAUCGAGCUCUUAUCGAGUGCUAGUGGCAGUUUUGAUCGCAAAGAGAGGCUAAAGAAGCUUACAGAAGAGGGGACAUCCGAAAAGGUACGCUGGGAGAGGGAAGUUACUGCCUCGUGACACGAGGCUUUGAAGGAAUCGUUGCGUGACAGCUUAAAUGUCGGCGGGAAAGCGCUGCGCCAAUCCUUUUCAUUACUGUUUCUGUUCUCUUCAGAAGUCCUCUUUUAAUUAAUAUCACCUGAUGCAGCCACUCCCCCCCUCCCUAAAAAUAAGCAAACAUUCAGGAGCAACCUUUUCCUACUGGACACUGACAGUGACUAUUCCCUCCGAGAAUGAGAACACAACCAAGAGCACGAAAGAUUUAGGAUAUUUUACAAUCACUAAUAUUUCACGUCCAAAACCAAGUUGAUGUUGAAAAGCACUGCCUCUCCGUUGGGCAAAAUGGUAAAUCAAUUCAGUUUGCUGUUGGGUAAUUACUCUGCCAAUGUCAUUUCCUAUGGUAAUGUUUUACCGUAGGAGGCCAUUUCAAACGUCACGUUUUUCGAUUCGAGUUAUCUAAGUCAAGUUAUCUCAUUUUUAGAGCAACAACACGGUUUCUGGAAUGUUCAAAUGGCGAGCCGACGGGAAAAAUAAGAAUAAAGUAAGAAAUGGGGAAGAAAAUAAACAUGAAUCAAGGUAAGAUCACUUUCCCGACUGCAAGUAGUAAAUCUCUAACCAUAAUUUGUCGUGCACGAGAUGCCAGCUCUACGAAAGCGUGUGUAUUUCAUGCGUGCUGCACCGCUAGCCGAGAAGAUAGCGGGAGCGAAAGACAAAGAUUAGGCACGGUAGUAAUUCAUGUCAGAUUACUUGUUUCGUCACGAUUUUUGACACAUCAUUUGAUCGACAAUCAGGAGUACAUCAAGUUAUACCUGUUAGAAGAUUAAAGCUUAAAGUUACAAAUAUUUGUGUGUAAAGGAUUUAGAUGGCUUGCGUUCGAAUCCUAAUGUUGAUUUUCUUUCAGGUUUUUAGAGAGUAGCGAAUGUGAAGGCGGCAGGAACUUCUUCAGCAUGUUUGAACGCGAGGACGAUAUCUUUCUUUAAGCAUGAAAUUUAUCCUGACUCAAAAGUUGACUUAAAGCUAACAGGUCUAUUUUGACGAUUCCAACCGAUUGAAUUUUACGCCUUGUAAUACAAACAUUUCAUCCACUAAUGUACUGCAACACUUUAAUUCUCUCGUUUGAUGUAAACCCUUUAUCUCUCAGAUGUGAUCGGCCUUCCGCAAACAAGUGAUGAGAAUACUCGAACGUAUUAGGAAGAUGUUAUCUUAAUCUACCACCAAACUCUCGAAACUAAAAUGCGUAGCAGCUAAAGGGAAGAAUCAAUAUUCAGAUCUUGAGGGUUACAGGGCUAAUGAAAUUCAGUGAAGUGGGAAAGGCAGCCUGAAUAACCUGUUAAUUAUGAUUUAUUAUAGAACCUGCUUUCAAUGUUUAUAUCAG
This is a messenger RNA of Pocillopora meandrina, 2602 nucleotides long. The record is from the annotation of a GenBank genome assembly. NCBI's taxonomy places the organism in Eukaryota, Metazoa, Cnidaria, Anthozoa, Scleractinia, Pocilloporidae.